AGUCGUCACUGUUUUGUUUCAUACAGUAUGAUUUUGGUCAUGUACGUAGCAAUUCAUGUACGAUAAUUGUGGUGCGAUGAAGUUGGCAGGCCUUGAUCCUUUGACUUGUUGCAAACACUACAAGACGCCGCCUCCAUCCAUAUGAUAUAAUCUCCCUCCCCUCUCUCUUCCCCCUUCGAUCUCUGGCGUGCAUUUCUUCAUCAUCAUCUCUUCCCUUUCGUUUCUCUUUCAAUCCCUAGUUAUAUAUCUGUUUUAAUUACUUCCCGGAAACUAAGGAUUCGAGCACGACCAGGCACUUGAAGUUGGAAUGGGGAGGGCUCCAUGCUGCGAUAACGCCAAAGUGAAGAAGGGCCCUUGGUCGCCUGAUGAAGAUGCCAAGCUCAAGGACUUCAUAGACAAGUACGGCACAUGUGGAAACUGGAUUGCUCUCCCUCAAAAAGCAGGAUUAAAUCGAUGUGGGAAGAGUUGCAGACUGAGAUGGCUCAAUUACCUGCGUCCCAACAUCAAACAUGGACAGUUCUCAGAUGAGGAAGAUAGAAUUAUUUGCACCUUCUUCUCUUCCAUUGGAAGCAGAUGGUCGAUCAUAGCUUCCCAUCUUCCAGGCAGAACUGACAACGACAUCAAAAACUACUGGAACACCAAGCUGAAGAAGAAAUUCCUAGCUCUUAUUUCCUCCAUCUCUUCAUCAUCCUCCCUGGAAUUAUCUCCCACAUCGCAAGCUCCUGGAGCAGCACUGGUACUCCCUGGAAUUAUAUCCGACAAAACCCUGACUUUUGCCUCAACUUCUACCACCAGUACUCCCCUCCACGCCGAGAUGAACAGCAAUUUCAUGAUAAAUUUCGGUAACUCCGAUCCCAGCACUUGCAGCUCGUCCGGUGGCAGCUGCACCUCCAGAACUGACCAGAUCGAGUAUGAUUAUGACCAUAAUUACUGUGACAUGAGAGGAGGAUUUGAAGGAGAUCAGAAGAACAUUGAUACAAACAUAGAGAGCUACAAUUUCUAUGGUGGAGUCGAGGAGUACAGCAACUUGCUAGUUGGAGGAGGAGGAGAAGGCCACGUAGAGGCUGCACUGGAUUACACUCAUCCUGACGAGGAUUUCAGGCAUUUGCUGGGUUCCAAUUCCGAAUGCAAUAUUUUUAGUUUCUUUCUUGAUUAAUCAUCACCUAAUACUAUCGCAUGCACUGUAUUUUGUAUUAUUAUAUAUAAUUUAAGUCUCAUUAUUUAGCAUUCAUGACUGUAAUUUAUAUAUAUGUGAGUUUUUCCACGCUUCUUAAUUUAGUUGAAAUCUGUAGCACCGGCCAUCUUCUGUUUGCUCUUCUUA
Zingiber officinale is the source of this 1321-nucleotide messenger RNA. Its product is annotated as transcription factor MYB8-like. NCBI's taxonomy places the organism in Eukaryota, Viridiplantae, Streptophyta, Magnoliopsida, Zingiberales, Zingiberaceae. The transcript is spliced from 3 exons. The coding region runs from base 308 to 1156 and encodes 282 amino acids. The record is from RefSeq and is a predicted model, not a curated record.